Messenger RNA from Zingiber officinale, 1137 nucleotides. RefSeq names its product noroxomaritidine/norcraugsodine reductase-like. Lineage: Eukaryota; Viridiplantae; Streptophyta; Magnoliopsida; Zingiberales; Zingiberaceae. The coding region runs from base 64 to 867 and encodes 267 amino acids. The record is from RefSeq and is a predicted model, not a curated record. Gene Ontology annotation, molecular function: oxidoreductase activity. The transcript is spliced from 5 exons.
CUUGUCUUCUCAACUUUCCCACUGCACUGCUCUGGUCUUUCUUAAAAAAAACAAAGAAGAAGCAUGAACAGCGUGCAGGAGCACACUCCCAUCGACACAAACAGAUGGUCUCUCUCCGGGACAACUGCUCUGGUCACCGGAGGCUCCAAGGGAAUCGGGUAUGCGAUCGUCGAGGAGCUCGCCAGACUUGGAUCGGCAGUGCACACUUGCGCCCGCAACCAAGCAGAUCUGGAGAAGUGCCUGCAACAAUGGCGCGAUUCCAAUCUCAAAGUCACCGGAUCUGUCUGCGACGUUUCCUCCCCGAGCGAGCGAGAGAAGCUCAUGGCGACGGUGAAGUCCCAAUUCGACGGGAAGCUCAACAUUUUGGUUAACAAUGCAGGGACAGCGAUCCUCAAACCGGCGAUGGAGCAAACCCUGGAGGAUUUCAAGUUCUUAAUCAGCACAAACCUUGAAUCGGCGUUCCACUUGAGCCAACUUGCUUACCCUCUCCUUAGGGAUUGUGGAGGCGGCAGUAUUGUGUUCAUCACCUCCAUCGCUGGCAAUAUUGCCCUGGAGGAUUUGUCUGUGUACGCAUCGACCAAAGGAGCAAUGAAUCAACUGGCUAGAAAUCUUGCUUGUGAAUGGGCCAAAGAUAACAUUAGAACAAACAGUGUCGCUCCAGGGUUCAUAAGAACACCACUCAUUGACCCUUUUGUGCAAGAUGAGGAAUUUGUGGCGAGGGAGAAUCAUCGCGUGCCUCUCGGGCGUUUGGGGGAGCCGGAGGAUGUGUCCGGCGUCGUGGCUUCCCUUUGCCUCCCUCCGUCUAGCUACGUGAAUGGUCAGGUCAUCGUCGUCGAUGGAGGUCGAAUUGUGAACGGAAAUCACUAAGUAGCUAUGGAGAUAUCUUUGGAUAAGGUGGGUGGGUGCUUGGAAUUAUGUUCUAAUGAAGAUCUCGAAUAAGAUGGUGUUGAACUCUUCAUUUAAGUUGUUGUACGGAGAAUUUUAUCACUAUAAUCUCUAUGGCAAUAAUUUAAUAUAAAAAUUGGUGUUUCAAAUGUUAUGAAGCCGUUUUUUUUUUCAAUUUUUGAUGAUGCAUAUCAAUGAUAUACCAAGAGAUUAUAAGGAAAGUCAUCCAAAAUAAAGUUCACUUUUGUACUA